AGAAAUACCAAGAUGGCGGCCGUGCUGUCAGGUGUUCGUGUUCUAGAGCUCGCUGGUCUAGCCCCGGCCCCAUUCGCGGGGAUGAUUCUAGCGGACUUUGGUGCCAGUGUGAUUAGAGUAGACAAAGUAAAGACUUUAAUAUCACUGGAUAGACUCGCCAGGGGGAAGCGGUCUGUUGCUGUGGACUUGCAUAAGCCUCGAGGAAUCGAGACGAUAAAAAGGUUGUGUGCCAAGUCAGAUGUGCUAAUCGAACCAUUUAGACCAGGAGUUAUGGAAAAACUUGGAUUAGGGCCCAAGGAAUUGAUGGAUGAAAACCCAAGACUGAUCUAUGCUAGGCUGACAGGUUAUGGGCAGACAGGGCCCUUGGCAAACCGUGCAGGACAUGACAUCAACUACAUUGCCUUGACGGGGCUUCUUUCCAUGCUCGGCAGGAGGGACAGUAAUUUGACACCACCGCUUAACCUCCUGGGUGACUUUGCUGGUGGUGGUCUGAUGUGUGUGAUGGGUAUUUUGCUGGCCUUACUGGAAAGGGGAAAAUCUGGAAGAGGACAGGUUAUUGACACUGCUAUGGUGGAUGGGGCCGCCUAUGUUGGUUCAUUUGCAUACAUGUCACAAGAUCUUGGAAUAUGGCCAGGGAAGCGUGGGGAGAACUUAUUGGAUACUGGGGCUCCAUUUUAUGAUACAUAUAAAACCUCAGAUGGUAAAUAUGUUGCCAUUGGUGCCAUAGAGCCAAAGUUCUACCAACAGCUAAUAAAAGGUCUUGGUUUAAAAGAACAAGUAUCAGAGCAAAUGGACUUCACCAAAUGGGUAACACGUAAAGAGGACUUUGCUAAGAUUUUUGCCACUAAGACCCAAGCAGAGUGGUGCGAGGUUUUCAAGAACACAGAUGCAUGCUUUGCACCAGUCUUAACUCCAGAGGAAGCCCCACAGCACCCCCACAACAUAGAACGGAGAACAUUUAUCAACAAUGAAGGGACAUUUGAACCCACACCUGCUCCCAAGCUCUCUAGGACACCUGGGAAUGCGUCACCAAGGCAACUGCCAAAGAUUGGUGAACACACAGUGGAUGUUUUGAUGGAGUAUGGAUUUAGAGAAUAUGAGGUGAAAGACUUGUUAAAGGAAGAAGUCAUAGACACCGCACUGAGGCAAUCCUCACUGUAAAUUCUCUUCAUUAUAAUCAAGUUUUACACAUGUUAAACCUGCAAAAUAGCAUAAAGCAUAAUAAAUAGCAUAAAGCUAAUGGAGAUUGACUUAGUCAGUCAUUAUGAAUAUAUGAAAAGUUGGCACGUGUUGGGGUAGUAUACAUUAGCUCCAGGACAGGGAGGAGUAAUCAUGGGGUUAUAUUAUGUGCUCUAAGGAUGAGUUCAAACGUCAUAUUAUCCAUAAGCUGUAUUCAGUUCAAAAGCAUGCAAAUGAAGAUAAAACAAUCAGCUCGAUUUAUUUGCAUGCAUUUGCAUAAAAUACAGCUUAUGGAUAAUACGAGGUUUGAACUAAGCCUAAGAACAAGGGUAGUGACAUAAAACAUUUUUGUGUUGUUUAUGGGGUAACUAAACUAGAGAACUUUCACUUUCAACUAUUUCAAGAUUGAAAGAAAGGUAGUGCAUGGCAGUAUAUAUUGACAAAAACAACCAUGGUAAUUUUAUUUCAUCUUACCAUACAUAUUUGUAGUAUUUACAAUUUUCUUGUUAUACAUUCUCCUAUAUAGAGAGUGUUCCAAAAAUAUAUUUCACCUUUGUAAUGCCUUCUAAACUACAUAUGUAGUGUAUACAUAACAAUGUCACAGGCAAACAAUUAUUGGCCGUUUUGUGGUCAUGUAUGUUAUGUGAGUAUUAAGAUUUUUAUACCCUGGUAUGCAGACAGAAUUGAAUGUUGACAAUUAAUAUUCAAAAAUUGCAUAAUGGAUUGCAUAGUAAAACAAUCUCCAACAACACCAGCAAACAUCCUCUCAACUGCAUUAACAUGUGUGCAAACAACGGAACUAUGUACAGAUAAUUAGAAACACAGAACACUGGUAGUGGUUUCAAAAUUUGUGACAAGAGUACUAAAUGAUAAUUACUUUCAUUCUCUCUCUUUGGUUAUGUAUCUCUUAGACAUAAUUCCUUAAAAUGGUGUUAUGUAAACCCCUAUGCCAUUGAAAUUAAGGCUUUUCUUCAAGACUUUUUGAAGUAAGAAAUAGGAAUUGACAGCUUAAAGUGCUAACUAGAUAAUGAUUGAGACUGAAUUGAAUUAAGUAUAAGCCCUACAUACAGUUAAGUAUAAAUUUUCAAACUUCCAAAGUGAAAAUACAGUAAGAAACUGACAGUAUUAAGUUUGAUUUCUGAACACAACUCCUCAAACAUUUUUUUCGCCAGUAUAACGUUUUACUUCCUAUGUAUUUCUAUUUCAUAAGAUAGACUUAAAAUGUUGCUGGGUAAGGUAAUCUGAAUUAUAUCGUAGGUACUGAAGUAGUAAAAAAUAAUCAAAAUACCAUAUACAGUACUAAGGAUAAGACAUUAAAGCUGUAUUGUCACCAGUUUACUUCCGGAGGUCCGACGGAUACCUCAACCGUUAAAAGACAAAACAAUCUAUUAGAAUCCGAGAUAUUUAACAGGCCAUCCGCUCUAAAUUAUCGAUCACAUCCUUGAAGAAACUUCCAAUAGACACACUGCUUUCAAUAUUUUGAAAUAUUUUUUUGCGUUUUCCGUAAAAAAUCAUUGUAGAUUUUUACGUAAUCGACCGGAAGUAAACUGGCCACAAUGCGGCUUUAAGGCAAUCAUUAGAAGUAUAAAGCCAUUUUGAGGGUAUAAUAACUUAUACAGUGCCCAUCAAUCCAUCAAUGGAUACCUAGCGCUGGCAGGCACAGUGUCUAAAUAAAAUUGCAAGUCAGUUUACUAUCAUGUAAAAUCUUAACAUGCAUAUUGAAUCUUUUAAAUACCAUUUACCAUUCUUUAUCAAAAAAUCAAUGAGAGCAAGGAAAAAAGUUACUGCAGCUACCAACAUUGAAAUCUCUUCAUCACUAUAGCCAACAUCUUUGCUACUACUUUAGUCUCAAAAUCUUUAUAUUUCCAAACAUUAAUACUGUAGCUAUAAAUAUCAGGGCCUUUGUAUUUAUAGAGUAAAUAUAAUGUCAAAAUGCUAAUGCAUAAACAGAAAAUAGCUAUGUAUUUACAAUAUUCACCAUCACAAUAUUCGCCAGUAAGCCAAGCAAGGUGCAACAGCUGCUAAGGCUUCCAGCGGUGGGACCCAGCCCAUAAUUUAUAAUAAUAAUAAGUGCACACAAAGCUAUUUUUGUGGUCUAUUCUCAAACUAUAACACCUUCCUCAAUUUGGCAGCAGAGAGCAUUCUUCAUGUAAGGUGUAUUAAUGGCAUUUUUUACAAUGUCACACAACCCAUUGUGGGUUAACAUCAAAACAGAAUUUUAUGAAGUGUUCUAAGGGACCUUAACUGUAUAAGGAGUUAAGCAAAAUAAAGGUUGAUAAAACGC
Nematostella vectensis (starlet sea anemone) is the source of this 3463-nucleotide messenger RNA. Its product is annotated as alpha-methylacyl-CoA racemase. The coding region runs from base 13 to 1161 and encodes 382 amino acids. The record is from RefSeq and is a predicted model, not a curated record. Gene Ontology annotation, molecular function: catalytic activity. The transcript has 5 exons. Lineage: Eukaryota; Metazoa; Cnidaria; Anthozoa; Actiniaria; Edwardsiidae.